Messenger RNA from Dreissena polymorpha, 4824 nucleotides. RefSeq lists its product as uncharacterized. Gene Ontology annotation, biological process: anatomical structure morphogenesis. Gene Ontology annotation, cellular component: cytosol. The transcript has 10 exons. Lineage: Eukaryota; Metazoa; Mollusca; Bivalvia; Myida; Dreissenidae. Gene Ontology annotation, molecular function: protein binding. Bases 210 to 3716 code for a protein of 1168 amino acids. The record is from RefSeq and is a predicted model, not a curated record.
ACCAAAGUAAUGGUUCUACCCAGGUCAAAGACUCAAUAGUCAUUGAAAAGUCGAAUUGCGUCGACGCUCCAGAUAAUCCCUGCAAUUAAUGGGGAGAAGAGAGAAUGGUAAUUCGGAUGUUUCAUUCGGAUAUAUUGAACAGAAAGUUUUCCUUCCUUUCUGGCACUUCAGUGUAAGCUAGCAGCUUUGAGGGACAUGAUGGCUUAGAAAUGUCGUCUAAUAGAGACUGCUAUUCGGGUAUCAUCAGACAAUGCAAGAGCUCAAGAAUUCAACAUGUGAUUUCAGCAUUGUGUCAAAUCAAGUCUGUCUAUAGUAAAAAUUCUAAAGAUGUAGAGAAAUUGGUGGGUCACGGACUGGUUCAGACACUUCUUGGACUGCUGCCGCCAGCAACCAGUUUGGACGAGAAAAUUAGGGUUAAGGUUUUCGACCUCUCCAUCAGCAUCCUUGGAAACAUGUGUAUGGAGGAAUGCACAAGAAAACAGGUUUUAAAAAUCAAAGGGCUGACAGUGUUAGUAGAGCUGUUUCUAAGUGACCACCUUGAAGCCCUUCUGCACCGCACUUGCAGAUGUCUGGCCAACAUGCUGCAGUCCCCCGGCAGCUGGAAACUGGCCGAGAGCAGUGCCCUUACUGAGAAACUCAUCAAACUGUUGCAGAAAACAGAGAAAGAUGAAUAUCGUCCAACAUACAUCAGAACUAUAAGACUUUUAGGCAAAACCAGACCAAAUGUGCAGAGGCUCCUGGAUAAGAAUGCAGUCAGUGUAAUUGGGAAGCUCAUUGACAGUAAAAACCCAGAAGUGAAUCAGUCUGCUAUCAGAUGCUUGCAUAGUCUGGCAACCCAAGGGUGUUCAGAGCAGUUUGCUGGACAGUUUGUUUCAUCUGGAAAAUUAGAUGUUCUUCUGACUCUUGCCAAGACACAAAACUAUGAAGCUUUUUACCUUGUCAUCAUGCUCUGCAACUACCAGAACUUUCGACCAGAGUUUGGCAACUCUGAAGGCAUCACUACAUUUACUAAUAUGUUUAAUGAAGAGGUGACAUCGCACUCCAAAAAGCCAGACAUUCUCAGCAUUCUUUGUUUGUGUAGCAAGGAGGCUGUGAACAGAGUGAAACUGAGGGAGAAUAAUUCAUUGCCCUUGUUACUGACAGCGUUGGAUGAUCAAAACUUGUCUGCCGUUCAUGAACGUGUCAUCAGCUCCUUAUUGUGCUACAUUUAUGACGAUGCAGGGUUUGAGGUGCUGCUUACGAAUGGCUUAGUAAAGGUUUUGGUGAAAUAUCUGAAAAAACACUGCAACUUAAUGUCACAUUUUGAACAUUCUUCUUGGGCUAGUGAUGGGACUAUACAAACAGGUCUGGAAGAAGACUCUGAGGGUAAAACUGCAGCAUCUAGUGAUGGGACUAUACAAACAGGUCUGGUAGAAGACUGUAAUGCUUUAACUGCACCAUCUGGUCAGCAAGGUGGGGCUCAUGGGUCCAGCUCUCCCGGGACUAAACCUAAGAUCAUUGAGACCACUACUGAGGGUAACCAACUUGAAGAAACAACUGUUAAAGAAUAUGAUCAAUCCUCUUUUUCCAAGCCAUAUUUUCAUAUUGAUAGCCCAACAUAUAAAAACUAUUCCAGUGCAAAUGAUGAUGAUGAGGUUAGUGAAAACAAAUGCAUUCAGUACUUGAGUCCACCGCAUGCCAGUGAAUAUGUCACCAAGACAUCAUACAGUCCAAUAAGCAACGUUUCUUAUUAUUCCCCUGGAGAGAGCUCUCCAGAAUACUCUACAUCAUUAACAUCCAGCCCUGAGAGCUCUCAUGGAACCGGUCUGAGACGUAACAGUUCCGGUAUUGUCAGUUGCAAUAGUUACAUGCUUUUGUCAGGUUCUCAAGUUCCUGAACAUGUCCAUCCAAAGUAUCCAAAGCAGACUGGAGUAAGUUGUACUUUAUAUAAAAAUGAGGCUGGCUUUACAACUGACCGUUUGAGAAGGUCUAAAAGAAUUGAAUCCGACAUUGAUUCCGAUGGUGCUGAUGUGUCAGAUAACUGUGUCUCUUCUGAGGAUGGCGGGGAAAUUAUUGGGGAUUUUAGUCCAGUGUUUAGUCCAAGCUUUGCAACUGAAGAAGAGGAAAAUGCAGACGAUAGUGUUGCUCAUGGCACAUCUAUAAUAUCUUCAUCCGUCACUGAAUUAGAUGCAGAGACUCAAUUGCAAGACGUUAAAUUUGAUUACAUUAAAGAUACUCUAGAAGGUGAUCUUAAAAAUGUGUUGAAAAGAAAACCAGCAAAGAAACUAAAGAAAAUCACCCAUAAAUCUCAUGCAGUUGAAAAUCACAUUCUGAGUCUUCUGUCAAGAGUGUCACAGAUGAAUGAUCCUGCAGGCUACCUGGUAACCAUGGAGACCAUGUCCUGUCUCCUUGACUACCUGUCUCAGAUGGAACGGCCACUUGCCCGCUGUGCCAGGCUGUUAUCCCGGGUGUUCAGGAACCCCUUAUGUUUCCAUGACCUCAUGGCUUUAGGUGUGCCACUCCUGGUGUAUGAAAAACUCAUGUCUCAGGAAAAUAUCUCCAAUCUGUUUAAAAACCUGAGAAAGCCAAGGCACAGGGAUAGGUCUUCAUUUUCCUCUACUUGUUUGGAUGACGACACGGAUUCGGAUCGGUUCUCCAUUAUGAGCAACAUGUCGUCCCCAGAUGAAGAGCAGCCUCACAAAAGAUACAAGUCCAGCAUUGAUGAUAGAUCAUCUUCUGGGAAACAUAAAGCUGCCUCCUGCAUGAAGGCCCAGGAGGUGUGCAGUGCUGGUGUCAGUGGCCUGGCUCUACUAGAAGACCUUGCAGGGACAGCACAGUCACAGUAUGGCAAGGGGGUGGUAGACCGUCUCCUAUGCACCAAGCCUAGCAAAGAGUCACAGCUACACGUUGGAAUCAACAUCCUCUAUAUCACAUGGAUGUUAGAUAGCAGACAACACUUCUUUGACCACCUAGCAAUGCUAGACAGUUUAGUUGGAGCUCUCAAACCGGGGGGACCCAUGGAAACGCAUAGGAAACAUUCCAUUGUGUACGGUCUGCAGUUCCAGUUGACAUUGUUGAAAUCAGGCAAACACUAUGGUAAGGCAACAACCUUCAGUGAUUACUUAUCGGGUGUUCUUGAUAAAGAAGAAGCAGCUGUUGUGGAGAAGGCCUGUAACCGUGACAUUUCUGUAACUGAUGACGACUGUGUAACUUUUGUUGUGAAUGGAUGUGAUAUUCAUGCUAGUCGUAAAACUUUAGUCUCUAAAUCUGAAAUAUUCGUGGCCAUGUUGGAAGGCCACUAUUCAGAAGCACUUGUCUCAAACAUCCCACUUGCAGAAACUUCAUCAUAUGCAUUCUCUUGUGUUCUUUGCUAUCUACAUGACUGUGAUUUUAAUAAAUGCCCAACACUUUGCAAGAUGAAAACUAAGACCGUAACCAAAGCCUCAGCUGAGGAAAUAAUCGAAGUGUACAAUGAGGCAGAGAAGUAUAUGCUGCCAGAGCUUAAGGCCCAAAGCUACAGCUUGCUGGCACAGCGAUACGUAGUACCCGAGGCAGCCAUGGCGUUACUGGAGUUUGGAGUGCUGCAUCAGAAACAUGACAUCAUCAAAGCCACUGUGUUUGCCAUCUUUUCAGAGUGCGAUUCUAGAGAGUUGAUGGUGCAUCAUGUCGAUGAAUUUUUACACUCUAAAUAUGCUGACCUAAUCUCUAACACUAUAUUUGAAAUAUUAACUGAAUAAUUGAGUUCCUUGUGAAGCCCAUUAAAAGAUGCUUUCUGUUUAUUGCGCCUGAUUAUAAAGUUUACAUUGUACUUUAUUAACCAUUUUAAGAUGGAAGGAACUUAAAAUGCCUUAGCCCAGUUUUGAAAAAAUAUGCCAUUUACAAGAACGACAUUUGGUACUAACUACAUACAAUUUCUUUGUUAUUGUUUUUUUUAUCUUUUUGAGUCAGUAAAAACUAAAUUCAAAGUUUUGUCAAUGUCUGGUACUUAAGCUCUCUCACCAUGAGCAGCAUCAUACGUGUACAAACAUGGAUCUUAUGUCAUAUACAGCCAGCUAGGUCAUGGGGUCACUUAGUGCGUUUUAAACAUUGAGCAUGGCGUUCGCUGUUGUUUUUUUUUGAAGACAACAUGCAAAAUAUUCUGUGUCGAUGCGGCAUGUGGGGGUAUUCGUCACGUCUGUGACAAAGCUCUUGUUGUGAUUUAUUGUUGUUAUUUAAACCGUAACACAGACGCUUUCCACUGUCCAUACAAUAUUCUGAACUUCAAGAUACAUGCGGCGGCCGCCCCGCGACGAUAACAAAUUGUGUGCAGUCUAUAUCCGCCUUUGUGCGUGGUACUGUUCUCUACUGAAAAUGAAAAUAUUAAUAUACAUUGAGACACUCAAUAUUGACUCGUGCGAUUUCUGACGGGAACAUGUGAAAAAUCACGUGUCCAAAGGUAACGCAGACGGACCUGUUGUGCACUCCAGUCAGACGAUCAGGAAGAACUAGAAUUGCCCCAGAAUGGCAGGAAGACUAUGUCACGUGAUUGUUGGCAAAGACUCAUAUAUUUGACCACAUCAAAGACAUUUGCUUUUUUGUUGUUAAAAAGUUCAAAUUUCUUCCUACUUUUAUGGGAGUAAACAUAGUGGGCUCCAAUGUUCCCAGUUUUUAUUGUUACCAGUCUUUGUUUCAACUUCAGUUAAGUAUCAUAUUAUUUCAUAUGAACAUUUCAUACCCAAAGACUUGGGGGGAGAUAGAGGAUAGUAUAGCAUCAUUUCUCUAAUUAUCAUUUUAUAGAUCUAAUUAUCAUCGUGGUUAAGUUCAGAUCUUGAUAAUUGUCGAUGGAAAUAAAGAUCGAAGCAAAUA